AUGGCAAGAACCAAGCAGACCGCUCGUAAAUCCACCGGAGGCAAAGCCCCCAGGAAGCAGCUGGCCACCAAGGCUGCGCGCAAGAGCGCCCCGGCCACCGGCGGCGUGAAGAAGCCUCACCGUUACAGGCCCGGUACCGUGGCUCUGAGAGAGAUCCGUCGCUACCAGAAAUCUACGGAGCUGCUGAUCCGCAAGCUGCCCUUCCAGCGCCUGGUGAGAGAAAUCGCUCAGGAUUUCAAGACCGACCUGCGCUUCCAGAGCUCCGCUGUCAUGGCUCUGCAGGAGGCCAGCGAGGCUUACCUGGUCGGCCUGUUUGAGGACACCAACCUGUGCGCCAUCCACGCCAAGAGGGUAACCAUCAUGCCCAAGGACAUCCAGCUGGCCCGCCGCAUCCGCGGAGAGAGAGCAAAAACUCCUCAUCCUCGUUAG
Messenger RNA from Limanda limanda (common dab), 429 nucleotides. RefSeq names its product histone H3-like. Gene Ontology annotation, molecular function: protein heterodimerization activity; structural constituent of chromatin; DNA binding. Gene Ontology annotation, cellular component: nucleosome. The record is from RefSeq and is a predicted model, not a curated record. The coding region runs from base 1 to 429 and encodes 142 amino acids. The transcript has 2 exons. Lineage: Eukaryota; Metazoa; Chordata; Actinopteri; Pleuronectiformes; Pleuronectidae.